GGUGAGCCACUGCCGCGGUGACGUCAGGUCCCGCCGCCCCUGCAGCGCUGAAUGGACCGCGCAGCCUGUCUGAUCCACUCCAAAACAGCUCUGCACGGCACGGCACAGCACGAACACCAUCCCGGGAAUAGAGAAAUAACAGGGAUAGAUGCUUGACGGGACGGGCCGCCAUUGAGAUCAUUCUACAAAGUGGACAGAGAGGCCCCAACAACAGCAUAAUUGUUAUUUAUUUAUUUAUUUUCAACACAAGACAGGACGGGGGAGUGCGCCCACCGUGUUGCGGGUGUAUGUGCGUGCGUUUGUCUCCCGGUUUGGAUCACGAUGAUGCAAAGUGCAGCGGUCCUACAGACAGAGAGUCCUGUUAAGAGUUUACCGGAGAUUCUCGGAGUGCCACUGCAACAGAUCCCUCAGUGCGCAGGCUGUAGUCAGCACAUCCUGGACAAGUUCAUCCUGAAGGUGCUGGACAGACACUGGCACUCCAAGUGCCUCAAGUGCGCAGACUGCCAGACUCCGCUGGCGGACAAAUGUUUCUCCCGGGCAGGAAGCGUCUACUGCAAGGAGGACUUCUUCAAGCGUUUUGGAACAAAAUGUGCAUCAUGUCAACAGGGCAUCCCUCCAACGCAGGUUGUGCGGAAGGCACAGGACUUUGUCUAUCACCUGCACUGCUUUGCCUGCAUUAUGUGCAGCAGGCAGCUGGCCACCGGGGAUGAGUUUUACCUCAUGGAAGAUGGAAGGCUGGUGUGCAAGGUGGAUUAUGAGACCGCCAAACAAAAUGAUGAUUCAGAGGCGGGGACCAAGCGACCAAGGACCACUAUCACCGCCAAGCAGCUGGAGACCCUCAAAAGUGCCUACAAAAACUCGCCGAAGCCGGCACGUCACGUCAGAGAGCAGCUGUCCUCAGAGACGGGGCUGGACAUGAGAGUAGUGCAGGUUUGGUUCCAGAACCGGCGAGCAAAAGAGAAGCGUCUGAAGAAAGAUGCAGGUCGACAUCGCUGGACUCAGUUUUAUAAAAGCGUGAAACGCAACCGAGGAGGAACUAAGGUUGAGAAGGAGAGCUCAGCUGAUGAUGCAGGACUCAGUGACAGUGAACUGAGCUUCAGAGACGACCAGGUCCUGUCAGAUCUCGGCCACACUAACGGCCUUUAUGGGAGCGUCGGCGAUGUGACCAACAACGCGGUGCUGAAUGGUGGCUUCUCUGUCGAUGCAGCAGGGCAACCCUACCACGACAUCCGAGCAGGAAGUCCCUACGGCCUACCCCAGUCACCCUCCUCAAUCGCCUCCCUGCCAGGCCACACCCCCCUUCUCAACAAUCUGGGCUUCAGCAUGGACAGUCUGGUGGCACAGGGGGGACCGGGUGGUGUGGGACAGGCUCUAAGGGCCAUGGCUGGAGGCCCCACCUCAGACCUCUCCACAGGCAGCAGUACGGGAUACCCCGACUUCCCCACCAGCCCCGCCUCAUGGCUGGACGAGAUGGACCAUUCCCAGUUUUGAGUAGAAAAGAAUGGGAAUACAUCAAAACUGACUCAGAAGGCUUUUUACAUUUCUUUCUAUCGCCCUCCCAGACCGGUAUGUUUUGGUGCACUGGGUGAAGAAGAGAGAGAAGAUGUGUGACUCUGAAGCCUUCAGCAGUCGUAACUUUGAGGGUUCAAGAUGUAAAGUCCGGACAGAAGCAGUGAAGAACAUUUCCACAUUGAAUGUUCAAUCUCAACACUGUAUCAUACUAUUUUUGUUAUUACGUGACUUUAUUUUGUCCAUUCACUCUCUGAAAAUGAGACUGGAUAUCCAAUAUGUCGGUGGAUUACUCUCAGAGGGGAGGUCAUUAUUGUAAACCACACCAUCCCUGUCUAACAGCUACAGCAUUAGGGCUACAAUCUAGCUCAAUGUCCAUAUGAGACCCAGGAGGCACCUGCAUGCUUCUGAUUCAUAAUGAGUAGGACUGCUGUCUGGCCAUAUCAGAGCCGUUACAUUGGCAAUGCACUUUACUCUCCUCUUCUUUUUCUACAUGUAUGGUCAGGAUUGCAGAGGGAGAAAGAGAGGAAUAGAGGAGAGACGUAUGCACAAGGCAAGAACACAGUGUUUCAUUGGGAGAGAAAUUUACAAGAGCAGUGGCACAAGUGUGAAUUUUGAACCAUGCUAAUGUUUUUUAAUAUAUUGCUGAAGCUCACGAGUUAUUAGGAAGUAGAUGGCUGCUGGCCCAUCGUUCGUCUGUCUGUUCGUAAAAGCUGAUGUUGCCCCUGUUUGAAAGAGGGCGAACACUGUUUGCCACAAGGCAGGUCUCUCUUCUAAAUUUAUAGGUGCUUGACAUGUUCCUGUGUGCGUUAAAGCUGUUUGAGAGCAGAUGUCUGUCAGUAUUAAAUUAUCUCAGAGUGACCAGGAAUCCAAGCUUGUGUGUCUGAGGACGGCCAGUUGUGGUUUGGAGAUAUUCAGUUCUGACUGUUCUAGUAACAUAUCUCACAUUUAAACUGCUAAUUUAUUCUUUUGAAUGCACAGAUGUAUGGCGAGGACAUAUUCAUUUACAGGACAUGCAGAUUUCUUGAAUUAGAUGAGAAAUCACACGUAUAUCUGAUGCUCCAAAAUCAACAAAGUAUUAGCAGGAAUGCUGAGAAAUAUGCUUGGCUCUUCUGUUUCUUCAGUCUGAUCCGGGCUUCUCUUUUGUAAUCUGCUCAGUCCAACGACUCUAUCUUUGUCUGCUGUCAACCUACUUACUGACCCCAGAUGUGUUGUCAGCCUGUCGUCCCGCUGCCUGGCCUCCAUGUCAGAGGGAUUACUAUAGUCCCCCACAUUCAGGGCUGAUACUUUAGCAUCAGAGCUGGCAUGACUGCAGGGCUUUCUCACAGUUCAGGCAACAUCAGCUGCAUCUUAAAGCCCCGAACGAGAGCUGAAAUAGAUAAAGGAUUCCCAACGAAGAGAAGCACCAUUUCUGAUUCUCUUGAACUGCAAGCUUUCCUUGAGCCAUAAGAGCAGAUAAUAGUGUGGUUUGACCCGUUGAGCAUGGCUGUGGCAGAGCUGGAGUUUGCUCUGAUUUAAGGGAAAUAUGUCCUAAAACAUCACCCAGAUCUUCCCUCUGCUCCUGUUUCUGUUCCACAAAGAAACGAGUCCUUGUUUAUGUAGGCACCUUUUUCAAAAGAAUUGCCAAGUUUUUUCUUUUGUUUUAAAACUAGAAAUUAAAACAGAAAUCAACCUCACAGUCAAAAACCUUGGAUCACCGGCCGCAAAUUGGAGCGUAAUUAUUUGGUUAAUCUUCUGGGAUUAUAAGUAAGGAGGUUAGAAAUAAAAGGGUAACAACUUUAUUUACAAUUCCUUUUAAUUAAUUAAUAUCUUUUUUAGUAAUUGGUCAUACAGUAUAUGUAUUGCCACAUACAAAGACAGAACAAAUCAUGAAAAGAAGGAUUGAAUUAUUAAUUCAUUUAUGUAUUAAUUUAUUAUUUUCAAAAUUGUAAUUUAUUUAAAAAUACCCUUUGGAAAUAACAUGUACAGGGGUUAAAAAAAAGUGUGUAUUACUGCUGCUGGAGAUUUAGAUAUUAGUUUUUCAAGACCGAGCUGUUUAUAAGAAAAUAGUUUAAAUAUGAUGUAUGUAAAUGAUAAUUAUUUGAUGUGCCAGGUUAAUAAAAAAUACUAUACUAACAGUACUACAGGUUAUUUAUAAAUCCCCUUCCAGUCCAAAUUUGUUACCCUCUUAUUCCCAGUAUUCUUCACUUGUUCAUGUCAGAAGACUCCCAGUAAGUGUUUGACUGGUACUUCAUUUGUACAUAAUAUUUACAGUCUUAAUUUGCGGGCUGUAAUCUAAAGUUUGACAUGAAUAUAUUAUACACAAACGCAUUACCACGACAGUUUCAUUAAGUCUGUGUUGCCUCUAAAGUUUGCAUCUUAACUGUUGUAAAUUUUGUACAGUUUGAAAACGUGUUGAUUGUCUUGUUUCAUGAGCGCUAUUUAUUAUUGCCAUGUGUCUUUGAAAAAGAUGUAAAAGAGAGCACUGAAUUUAUUCAUUUAUGCCUUCUGUGUAAUGGUAUGAACUGUGUACAGUCAAAUCUAUAUGAGGAAAAUAAAGCUGAACUGUCUUUGGGUUA
Messenger RNA from Mugil cephalus (flathead mullet), 4067 nucleotides. It is a transcript of the gene lhx4, whose product is annotated as LIM homeobox 4. The record is from RefSeq and is a predicted model, not a curated record. Gene Ontology annotation, molecular function: RNA polymerase II transcription regulatory region sequence-specific DNA binding; DNA-binding transcription factor activity, RNA polymerase II-specific. The transcript has 6 exons. NCBI's taxonomy places the organism in Eukaryota, Metazoa, Chordata, Actinopteri, Mugiliformes, Mugilidae. The coding region runs from base 322 to 1491 and encodes 389 amino acids. Gene Ontology annotation, cellular component: nucleus. Gene Ontology annotation, biological process: regulation of transcription by RNA polymerase II; neuron differentiation.